CCUGUAUUAAUUAAAGCAGUGCGAAGUAAGUAAUAAUUUUUGUGAGAUUGUAAAAUCAGAUUCAAACACCCUCCACUAUUAAGCUCCCCUCCUCCCCAAACAUUUUCAGGCUUCGUAUUCACCGCCUGCUUCCCUCGUUCUCAUCGAAAUUCUCCUCCUCAGUCAUUCAACCACCAUAAUGCAGGCGGUUCAGCCCUCCUCUCUCCGCCCCUCCCCGCUUCACCGCCUCCGCAAACAGCCACCUUCCCGUUUCUCUUAUGGCGUCGCCCCAAGGCCGCUGCCCAGGACUCUCCGGUUUAUUACUGCCUCCGCCGCCGAUUCCGCUCCCAAGCGGGAGACUGACCCCAAGAAGCGGGUCGUCAUUACGGGGAUGGGGCUUGUGUCCGUCUUCGGCAAUGACGUCGACGCUUACUACGAGAAGCUUCUCGUAGGGGAGAGCGGCAUCUCUCUCAUCGAUCGAUUCGACGCAUCCAAGUUCCCCACCCGAUUUGGCGGCCAGAUUCGGGGAUUUAAGUCGGAGGGGUACAUUGACGGUAAGAACGAUAGGAGGAUGGACGACUGCCUUAGGUACUGCAUUGUCGCUGGGAAGAAAGCUCUAGAAAGUGCCGAUCUUGGAGGUGAUAGGAUCGGAAAGAUUGACAAGGAGCGAUCUGGUGUUCUUGUGGGAACUGGAAUGGGUGGUCUUACUGCCUUUUCAGAUGGUGUACAAUCCUUAAUAGAAAGGGGUCAUAGGAAAAUAUCUCCAUUUUUCAUACCUUAUGCCAUAACCAACAUGGGUUCUGCUUUGCUGGCUAUAGACAUUGGUUUUAUGGGGCCAAACUACUCAAUCUCAACCGCUUGUGCCACCUCAAACUACUGCUUCUAUGCAGCUGCCAAUCAUAUUCGCCGAGGUGAGGCUGAUUUGAUGUUAGCAGGUGGAACCGAAGCUGCCAUAAUACCAAUUGGAUUAGGAGGUUUUGUGGCUUGCAGAGCUUUAUCUCAAAGAAAUGAUAGUCCACAAACUGCUUCUAGACCAUGGGAUAAAGAGCGUGAUGGUUUUGUUAUGGGCGAAGGAGCUGGAGUGCUGGUGAUGGAAAGCUUGGAGCAUGCAAUGAAACGAGGAGCACCAAUUAUUGCGGAGUAUCUUGGAGGGGCAGUAACAUGUGAUGCUCAUCACAUGACCGAUCCAAGAGCAGAUGGACUUGGUGUUUCUUCAUGCAUCUAUUCUGCUCUUAAAGAUUCUGGUGUUUCACCUGAAGAGGUGAACUACAUCAAUGCUCAUGCAACCUCAACUAUUGUUGGAGAUUUAGCUGAGGUGAAUGCUAUUAAGAAGGUUUUCAAGAACACUUCGGAUAUCAAAAUAAAUGCUACAAAGUCCAUGAUAGGACACUGUCUGGGUGCUGCUGGUGGCCUUGAAGCUAUUGCAACUGUGAAAGCCAUUACAACAGGCUGGUUGCAUCCUACAAUAAACCAAUUUAAUCCCGAGCCCUCUGUGGAGUUUGACACUGUUCCAAACAAGAAACAGCAGCAUGAAAUUAACGUUGCAAUUUCGAAUUCAUUCGGUUUUGGUGGUCACAACUCUGUUGUAGCAUUCUCUGCUUUCAAGCCUUGAUUCAUCUUUUUGUGGGGAUUGGGCAGACCUCACAGAAUAUUAUCUCAUGGAGGAGGCAUAUCCUCCUUUUACUCUGCAGUUGCCUGCAUCGGAUCGACGGUGAUAAUUGCUAUAGUUGUGAUAAGUGUAUUAUUAAUAUUUUUUUUUGGGUUUUCUCUCUUAAGCACAUUCAUCUGUAUUCUUUUUGUAUUACCUUUUAUAAAUUUCCCAUUCUGUUAAUGUUGACAAUUAUUAGUACUCCCAAGUCCUAAAUUUAACUCAAGCUUGUCAUUUUUUACUACGGCCAAAUCUAAUCAUCUAAAA
Molecule: messenger RNA, 1894 nt
Organism: Cuscuta europaea
Lineage: Eukaryota; Viridiplantae; Streptophyta; Magnoliopsida; Solanales; Convolvulaceae
Source: the annotation of a GenBank genome assembly